UAGUUUACUUCUCUCGGACACGCGCUUUAAUGUUUGUUUACUUCUAAAUAACGAACGGAAUUAACGCGUCGCGAACCCACCGCACUACCGCGAACACUCGGCUACUUCAUUGAUAAGUAUGUAUACUGAUCUCAAUAGAUUAAUUAUUUUUAAACGACAUUGACUUUUCUUGCAAUGACAUGAUCUGUCAUGUUUUAUGCGUGUCUUCUUUAAAUCAUUUCGAAUUGGAUCGUAUUCUGUUUGUUGUGGUAAUAUUGACACGUGAAGUCUCCAAAUUAGUACGCACUGGCUGAGUCAUUGGACAUUAAGUACGUACUAAAACUUGACCAGGCAGCGCUGGAUAACAGACUUGACAUGAGUAACUUACUUAUUAAAGUGAAUGUGCCUGCUUCAGGGGUGUAAAGUAUUAACUUCAUUAGUUUAAUACAAAUGUAUAGUUUGUACUUUUCUCAAGUAUUGAAUACUGUAAUUUUACAUUUUAAAGCAAAUAAGCUUUAUUUGAUUUUAGAUAAUUGUCAAAUCUAGUAAACAUGUAUUUUCGUCUUACUACGAUAAUUUCACAGAGGUAAAAAUAAAGUAUACUUGAAUUUACUAAAAAUAUACUUGAAUACAAGAAAGUCCAUUUAAGAACAUUAUUUUUUUAUAAAAGUGUAAAAUUUACACACUAUAAAUGUACUUAUUAAAAUUAUAGUACUUCUUUAGUACUUAAAAAGUACACUAAAUUUAACAGUAUUACUUUUUACAGUAAUAGAUUUUAAGUGUAGGCGUAUUGACAUAAAUGGUGUCUCAAAUUAGCACUACUGAGUACACUUAGGAAGUACUAAAGAUUAAAGUUUUUUAUACAAAAUUAGUGCCUGAAAAUAGAAUACUAUUUAAGUAUACUUCAAGUGUAUUUUAGUGUACUUUUCCACCUGGCUUUACCUGUUAGACCGGUCAAAUUUAGUAAAAAAUGUAUUUUCAUCUUAAUAAAAUAAUUUUACUCUUAUUGUUACUUAAAACUCAGAAAACAGUUAAUGAAACACAUUUCUGUGAUACGAUGAUUUACAACUAUAACCAUUGCUGAAGGUUAAAAAAACUGAUUUGAAUGUGACUUAAGUUUAGUAAAAAUAGCUAAAAAAAGAUGACAGUACAUCUAAAGUUUAAUAAUUUAACAUUUGGUGUGUCCUAAAGCAUUUGUCAGGACAGAUAGCUUUCCAAAUAUGUGCAUUAUAGUUUCAGUUUUAUUUAUAGUAAAAUGUUUACAUUUUUAAUAAGUGCAAAUUAAUAACAAGAAUGUAUUUAGCUUGGCAGUUUAACAUUUGAGUUCAUUUUGAUCCAAAACUUGUACUUGAUUAUAAUUUCUAUGUACUUUUUACACCCCUGGCUGGUUUCAGAUCAAUACAUUAUUUACCACCAUGAUCGGUUCUCCAGAUUUGUUGGCCUUUACAAAAGAGCCAGAUUUCAGGGAAGUAAGCACAAACCCAUUAGCACUUCCUGAGGAACUGUCUGUUCCCACUUAUGCUGUUGACACCACACCAUGGUCUAAGAUAUCCACUGCGAAAUUCAAAAAAGAUUUUAUCCUGUUAUCCGAGUUUUCUGAGCAAGUCGGCCCCCAGCCUUUGCUUACAGUUCCUCAUGAAACCAAAGCUUGUGGGACGUUUGACCUUAACCACUUCUCGCUCCGAAUCAUGUCGGUGGACUAUCAGACCUCCCUUACCGGCUCAGGGAACAUGUCCACUAAACUGAACUUUGUGGAGGACUCCAAAGUAGUUUUAGGGGAUUCCAAGGAAGGAGUGUUUGCAUACGUCCAGCACUUUACCUUGUAUGACCUGGAGGCUCGAGGGUUUGUGCGUCCUUUCUGCCUCGCCUACGUGUCGUCCGGUGAGAAUAAAAUCAUACAGCAAUUUCAGCAGCUUUCUGCGGAGUUCUCCAAAGUUUCAGAAUGCCUGAAAACUGGGAAUAGGAAGAACUUUGCGAAGGAACUUGAAGGCAAACUAAGAGAUUUAGAGUAUACGAGAGCUGUUUUAUUUCAAGAGAUGGAGAGAGAGAAUGUAAAUAACUCAUCUGUUAAAUACACCAAUGAAAGGGAAUGGACAGUAAAAGGUGUACCUAUAGAGAGAGAUACAGAGGAUGAGAAACUUAAAGAAAAUUUACUGUUACAUAAAAGUGAAGUGAAAGUAAAAGCGGAAGCUGGAUGUGGACAUUUAAAAGAGAAAGUAGGGACACAAAAUUGUACAUCAAAGUAUGAAAGUGAGAACACCUCAAAUAACAGGUCUGUUAUGCCCAUCAAUAUUGAAGUGGGAGAGAUAACAGGCGACAAUGAGAGAGCAGACAAGCAGAAGAAAGGUGCCUCAAUGCCACCAACUAAAACAAACGAGUUGGUCAGUGUGGAGAAAUGUAUUCAGGAACAUAAAAGCCUUCUGAAACAAGUCAUCUACUAUCCCACAAGGAAGCUCAGAAACUCUGAGUUCUCACCUUAUGAACCAGAUGACCUUCCUCAGUCUCUGGAGCCUGACCUUGACGAUACUAGACUGCAUGGUCAGCUUACCAGGCCAGUACCAGAAUGCAGUGUCUUUCACAUGAACACACCCCUGCAUUCUCCAAAGCUGAUUAACACCACUGUAUGUAGGCAAUUUGACAGGCGCUUGAAAACUCUCGAGGAGUUGUGUGACGAGUACUUCCACCAACAGGCACUACAGCAAUUGCACUCCAUUGAACGGACAUUCAGGGGAGAUGGCAGCCACAUCUACGCAAACCAACUUUGCCAAAACCUACUCCCCAAGCUCAAAUCCACAAACUUUUUGUUUGAGGACACUUACUUGGAAGAGACUGACAAUCUUUCAUCAAUCCGUCAAGCAUCUUUUCUUCCAGCACCCACAAUACUUAGUGAACCGGUGAGUCUUGAGUCAUAUACUUCCUGUGUUGAAAUGGUCCCAAUCAAACUGGAGCUGGGAGUUGUUACUUUAUCAAGUACCUUAAAUGAUAACCUACCCCUGUCACCUGAAGGGUCCACAGUACAGACUGAAAUUGAAGAUAAGGGAGGCACCAGCGUUUUGGCAGCAGAUUGUGAUAAUUCCCAGGAUGCAGAAUAUGUUGCGGGUGUAAUGAAGACCAGCAUUAGUAGUGGAGACAGUAUUGAAGUCUUAGGAACAGAAAAGUCCUUCAGAUCACAAGGUUCAAGUAUACUCAACAAUACACCACUGCCAAAAUCUCUACCUAUCUGUACCACAGCAGCAACGGAGGGUCUAAAGCAGGGCAGGGUACCCACAAGGCGGACAAUCAGUGGAGACAGCAUUGAGAUACUUAGUACAACGGACUCUAUUCUACCAGAAGACCUGCAUGCUUUAUAUUCAUGUGUUAUUGAUGAGGAAAGUCCAGAGCAAGACACAGAUGAGACAGACAUGUCUCAAAACCAAAAGGACAAGCAAGUCGACUGCGUUUCCGUUGUUGGAAAUGCAAUACCUGGAAUUUUUGUUAAUGAGCCACAUGGUUGUCCUCUUGUUACUCUAACCCCGCCAGACCCGGCCAUGAUGUUUCCUUCUCAGGAUGAGCGUCACGCAUCAUGUACCCCUCUUUCCUUGUUGGAGGAGCCCUGUCGAACAUUACAGGAUGAUUUAUCAGACUGCUUUAGUUUUCGCAGCACCACUGCCUCAGAUUGCACCUUCUCCACUUGUACUCAGGGAGAUAAAAGAGACGGUGGGACAAAACAGAGAUGCAGCAAAGUAGGACGGGCAGCAUUAAAGUUCCUGCGACAAUUUCCGUUUGCAGUACACGUAGUCUUUAGCCUUUUAAGCGGACGAACGCUGGUGGUGCUCGGCAGUGAGGAGGCUACAGUGAGACGACUUGUUACGGGAUUGUCUGUCUACACCCCACAUGCAGGACGAUACAGGGACAGUGUUCAACCUUGGGUUUCAACGCCACUGCAGCUUACCGACCUGCUUAACUGGAAACUUGUUGGAUAUAACAGGAUGUGCUGUGUCACUCCAGGUUUGCCUCACUUUUUGGGCCAUUAUAGCAGAUACAUCAGCGUUCUAGAUGUGGAUCAAAAGACACUGCGAUGUCCAACAUAUAGUGGUACUCUUAUCAAUCAGCUGGUGGAUCCAAGGAGCCACAUUAUACGAGGGAUCACCUAUUUCUUGUUUGUUCACAGUGUGUUAGGCAAGCUGGUUGCCAAAGCGUUUCUCUCAACAUUUUCGCAUGAUAUUCACAUUUCCAGUAUGUCUGGUAAGAGUACACAGACAGUGUGUGGUCAUGACGAAUUUCACAGAGAUGAUAAAAAAAUCCUCCACUAUUUAUCGGAGCUCAUCAAACUGGAUUUUACACAAGCUCCACCCAAUGUCCUCCGAUUUAGCUACACAACUAACUCAGUAUUCAAACUCUAAAAAAUACUCAGUCUGGUUUGAUUUCUUGCAAACACAUUUUGAUAGUAAAGUCUGUGCAUUUUUUUUGCAUGCAAAAUAUUUCCUAUAACUUAUAAUACUCUUGCCAGUUUAUGUUGUGAGCCAUUUGGUAUCUAUACCAAACCAAUACUGAAUACCUAUGUAUUAAUAAAAACUGUUUUUGUGAUGUUUUCA
Molecule: messenger RNA, 4553 nt
Organism: Misgurnus anguillicaudatus (oriental weatherfish)
Lineage: Eukaryota; Metazoa; Chordata; Actinopteri; Cypriniformes; Cobitidae
Gene: smcr8b
Product: Smith-Magenis syndrome chromosome region, candidate 8b
Cellular component (GO): guanyl-nucleotide exchange factor complex
Molecular function (GO): GTPase activator activity
Source: RefSeq, a predicted model, not a curated record